AUGACGGGUUCUUGGGCUAUACUUUUGUUGUUAGUUGCAACUGUUCUGAGCUCAAUAUGUUUGGUUAAUGGGCUUAAUGUGGAUCAUGAGAAAACUAGGGGGAGAUUUUCUCAAGUUAAUGUCACUACUUCCAAUGCAAGGAACACAACUUUUGUGAGUGAUGUUAUGGUGAAUAUUGAAAAUGCUGGAAAAAAUAGGGGCCAGGGAGGUGGAGGAGGCGGGGGAGGAGGUGGUGGUUAUGGUGGAGGAGGGGGAGGCGGUGGUGGUGAUGGUGGAGGAGGAGGAGGAGGAGGUGGAAAGGGGAGUGGAGGAAAUGGAAAAAGUAGAGGGCAUGAAGGAAAACAUGACAAAGGAAGUGGUGGGAGAAAAGGAGCUGGUGGUGGUGGAGGUAAAGGUAAAGGUGGUGGAGGAGGAGGUGGAGGUGGAGGUGGAGGUAAAGGUGGUGGAGGAGGUGGAGGAGGAGGUAAAGGUAAAGGUGGUGGAGGGGGCGGAGGUGGAGGUGGAGGUGGAGGUGGAGGUUGGGGCUGGGGCUGGGGAGGAGGAGGUGGUGGUGGUAGCGGAGGAGGAGGUGGUGGUGGUGGUGGUGGAGGUGGAGGUGGAGGUGGAGGAGGAGGAGGGGGCAAUUGUUGGGGAUGGGGAUGUUGGGAUUAUCCUCCAAAAGGCAACUAA
Molecule: messenger RNA, 669 nt
Organism: Solanum lycopersicum (tomato)
Lineage: Eukaryota; Viridiplantae; Streptophyta; Magnoliopsida; Solanales; Solanaceae
Product: glycine-rich protein 2-like
Source: RefSeq, a predicted model, not a curated record